GACUCAGCAGACUUGCUCCGCACAGAAUGCUCUGGUAGGAGUGUAGGCAUAUUCAGAGAGAGAGUGUGGGAGCGAGAGAGAUAGAGACAGAGUGCAAGGGAAAGAGAGUGAGAGAGUGUUUUGACUUUGUCCCUAUUGGCUGCAUGGGGGAUCCAUGAUGACCACACUGCUUCCUAUUUUUUUGCAUCACAGCGGAUCGGGCAAUACCUCUUCACAUACUCGGCUCACAUACUGUGCCGCACACGCUCAGUGAGUGCUGCAGUGAGAAUGCACUUACUAUAGACAGAGAGCGAGCGAGCGAGGCAGGGAGAGAGCAUGGGAUAGGAAAGAGAGAGAGAGUGUUUAAAUGAAAUGAGAAUUAGAAAUGCAAAGGAGGGGAGGGAUGAAGAGGGUGAUGUGAGGCCAGUUGAUUGGCUGACGGCUAGAUCCAGUCAAAUCAUCAUCCCUCUGCACUUUUCCUUGCAUGCACGCUCUCUCUCUCUCUCUGUCACACACACACAAACACUCCUUUCCCGUGGAUUCUUACUGGAGUUAGAGGAAAGCACCAUGCAGUAAGUCCGUCUGUCGUAGCGUGACUGGAUGACCGACGGAUGCAGGAGAGAGCCUUCGUUGCAAGGGUGCUGGGCCAGAGGAAGGAGCACUCCUAUGCCAGAGCAUUAGGAUGGCCAGUGACAGCUCCACUAUUCCCAGCCCUGUGGUGCGCCAGAUUGACAAACAGUUCCUGAUCUGCAGCAUAUGUCUGGACCGCUACGAGAUCCCCAAGGUCCUGCCCUGCCUGCACACCUUCUGUGAGAGGUGCCUGCAGAACUACAUCCCUGUGCACAGCCUGACCCUGUCCUGCCCCGUGUGCCGGCAGACCUCCAUCCUUCCGGAGAAGGGUGUGUCGGCGCUGCAGGGCAACUUCUUCAUCACCAACCUGAUGGACGUGCUGCAGGGGCCCCGGGACGCCUGCAGCCCCGCGGCCCCCGCACCCCACCUCCGACCGGCCGUCGUGGGGGCCACAGGCCAGCUGCUGUCCUGCCCCAACCAUGGAGGAAAUAUGAUGGAGUUCUACUGCCCGUCGUGUGAGACGGCCAUGUGUGAGGAGUGCACCAGCGGGGGGCACGCCGAGCACCCCACCGUGCCCCUGAAGGACGUGGUGGAGCAGCACAAGGCCUCGCUGCAGGACCAGCUGGACUCCGUGAAGAAGAGCCUGCCAGAGAUCGACUCGGCCCUUCUGAUGCUGACUGAGAUCCUGCAGAAAUUGACCAAUCAGAAGAGCUCCAUCGAGGAUGACAUCCACAACACCUUUGACGACCUGCAAAAGACCCUCAACGUGCGCAAGAGUGUCCUCCUCAUGGAGCUGGAGGUGAACUUUGGUCUGAAGCACAAGGUUCUCCAGGCCCAGCUGGACACGCUGAUGCAGGGCCAAGAGGGCAUCCACAGCAGCUGCAGCUUCACCGAGCAGGCCCUGAGCCACGGCAGCGAGGCCGAGGUGCUGCUGGUCCACAAGCAGAUGAGCGAGCGCCUGGCCGGGCUGGCCCACCGGGAGCUGCCCCUGCGGCCCGCCGAGAACCACCAGCUGGACUUCCAGGCCGAGACGGACGGCCUGCGCAAGUCCAUCCACAACCUGGGCAGCAUCGCCACCACCAGCGCCGUGGCCUCCCACACGGUGGCCACGGGCGACGGGCUGCGGCAGUGCGCCGUGGGCGUGGCCACCUCCAUCACCGUGACAACCAAGGACAAGGACGGCGAGCUCUGCAAGACGGGCAACGCCGUCCUGGCCGCCGAUCUCGCGGGCGUGGCGGCGACGGUGGGUGACGGGCCGGAGGUGGGCGAGAUCGUGGACAAUAAGAACGGCACGUACGAGUAUUCGUACCGGGCGUCCAAGGAGGGCAGCCUGACGCUGUCGCUGCGACUGUACGACCAGCACAUCAAGGGGAGCCCCUUUAAGAUCAAGGCGGUGAAGGCCAUAGACAUCUCGCCCUCGUCGGAGGGGGCCAAGAGCAGGCUCAAGUCCCCCGGCAGCGGGCACGUCAAGCAGAAGGCCAUCAAGAGGCCGGCCAGCAUGUACAGCACGGGCAAGAGGAAAGAGAACCCCAUCGAGGACGACCUCAUCUACAGGAUCGGUACCAAAGGGAGGAACAAGGGGGAGUUCACUAAUCUACAGGGAGUCAGUGCCUCGUCGCAGGGGAAGGUGCUCAUCGCAGACAGCAACAACCAGUGUGUACAGAUCUUCUCUAACGACGGGCAGUUUAAGAGCCGCUUUGGCAUCCGGGGGCGGACCCCCGGCCAGAUGCAGAGGCCGACGGGCGUGGCCGUGCAUCCCAACGGAGACAUCAUCGUCGCUGACUACGACAACAAGUGGGUCAGCAUCUUCUCCAGCGAGGGGAAGUUUAAGACUAAGCUUGGCUCAGGGAAGCUGAUGGGUCCUAAGGGCGUGUCAGCAGACAGGAACGGACACAUCAUCGUGGUGGACAACAAGGCCUGCUGCGUAUUUAUCUUCCAGCCCACCGGAAAGCUGGUGACCAAGUUCGGCACCCGUGGCAACGGAGACAAACAAUUUGCAGGUCCCCACUUUGCUGCUGUCAACCACAACAAUGAAAUCAUUGUAACAGAUUUCCAUAACCACUCCGUGAAGGUGUUCAACUCGGAGGGAGAGUUCCUGCUGAAGUUCGGCUCUAACGGCGAGGGGAAUGGCCAGUUCAACGCCCCCACCGGUGUGGCGGUGGACGUUAACGGGAACAUCAUCGUGGCCGACUGGGGAAACAGCCGUAUACAGGUGUUUGACGGCAGCGGCUCCUUCCUCUCCUACAUCAACACGUCUGCGGACCCCCUGUACGGCCCCCAGGGCCUGGCCCUCACCUCCGACGGACACGUGGUGGUGGCCGACUCUGGGAACCACUGCUUCAAGGUGUACCGCUACCUGCAGUAG
Molecule: messenger RNA, 2914 nt
Organism: Gadus chalcogrammus (walleye pollock)
Lineage: Eukaryota; Metazoa; Chordata; Actinopteri; Gadiformes; Gadidae
Gene: trim2a
Product: tripartite motif containing 2a
Exons: 12
Coding region: 662-2914 (750 amino acids)
Biological process (GO): protein polyubiquitination; negative regulation of translation; proteasome-mediated ubiquitin-dependent protein catabolic process
Molecular function (GO): protein binding; ubiquitin protein ligase activity; translation repressor activity
Source: RefSeq, a predicted model, not a curated record